Closterium sp. NIES-65 is the source of this 1488-nucleotide messenger RNA. Lineage: Eukaryota; Viridiplantae; Streptophyta; Zygnematophyceae; Desmidiales; Closteriaceae. The record is from the annotation of a GenBank genome assembly.
AUGCCUCGACGGUCCGAGGAACUCCAGCAGGUGAUUAAGGAGGUGACGUCACAGCUUGGGGAAGACGAAGAGGGAGGGGAUCGUGUCGCGCGAAGUGCGGAUAGCGACGAAGAGGCCCGCGGAGGGGGACGAGAGGAGGGGAAUGACGGGGGAAGCGCGGAAGCAAACGCGGAAGCAAACGCGGAGAUGAAUGCGGAAAGGGAUGAUGAAGAGACUCCUUCACGAGCGAGAGAAAGCGCGGCGGAGGAAGGGGAAGGCGGAGGGGAAUCUGCGGAGGGCGCGGAACGCGCGGAAGGCGGAGAGUUGGCGGGCGACGCGGAGGAUAAGCGAGAGAAGCGCGGAGAGGAGGAGGAAGAGAAGGCUGAGGCUGGGGAAGAGAAGCGCGAAAAUGUAGUCCCCCCCGCGGAUGACGACGAAGUGGCGGAGCGGAAGGCGGAAAAGGCGGACGCGGCUGAAGAUGAUGCCGGCGAGGGGGAGGGUGGGGGGAAGGCGGAUAGGCAGAGGAAGGAGAGGAGUGAGGAUGGUGACGAGGGAGAGGCGGAAACAGAGGGGGACGGUGAAGGGGACGGCGAGGGGCGGCGUGUGAAGAAGGAAACUCCGGAGAUUCCGGAGGCAGACGAUGGCCCGCGCGUGGAAAAGGAGGAGGAUGACGCGGAAGGAGGCGAUGAUGACGUGUCGAAGCGGACGCGCGGAAAGGGAAGGGAGCGGGGGGAGGAAGAGGGUGAAGAUUUGCUUGUGGAUUCUGCGGGGAAGCGGGGGACUAGGGGGGGAGAUGCGGAAGAAGGGGGAGAUAUCGACGUGGGGGAGGAGGAGGGAAAAAGGGGAAAGCGUGGUGGUGGGGACGAGGAGGAUGAGAAAGAAAAGAGCAAGAAGGAGAAGAGGAAGAAGAAGAAGGGGAGGAAGGAGAGGCUUGUGGAGGGUGGGGAGGAGCUGGGGGAGAAGGAGAAGAUAGAGGGGAAGAGUGAGGAGGAGGGUGGUGGUGGGAGCGGUGGGGUGGAUGAGGCGAAUGACAUGGAGAAAUCGGAGGAGGUAAAUGAUGAGAAUCAGGUGCAGCGAGAAGAACGGGCAGAAGCAGCGGAGCUAGAUGGAAAGUUUGAUGCAGCUGACGCAGCCAACACAGCCGAUGCAGGCGGGGCAGGUGGGGCAGGAGAAGCAGGAGCAGCAGGAACAGCAGGAGCAGCAGGGAUGGAGGAGGAAAUGGCAGGAGCUGCAGUGACGCCGGGACAAGACGAGAUGAUUCCCGGAUCAGGUGUGACUGACCGCACCAGCACCGCCAGUGGGGCUGGUACAGUUGGAGGUUCGGAAGGAGGCUCGGAGCCGAUUACAGGCGCGGGGGUGGGUGGCGAUGUGUUCGGGGCGGGGCGGGGGAAGGGAGGAGCGCAGGUUCGGGGAAGGGGGGAGCAUGGGCGCGGGGGAAGGCGGCAUGGGCGCGGGGGAAGGGGGGAACAUAGUCGUGCGCGACGGGGGGGGGCAUGGGUGCGGUGGUGA